Triplophysa rosa is the source of this 2410-nucleotide messenger RNA. It is a transcript of the gene ift70, whose product is annotated as intraflagellar transport 70. Bases 113 to 2068 code for a protein of 651 amino acids. The record is from RefSeq and is a predicted model, not a curated record. Gene Ontology annotation, biological process: intraciliary transport. The transcript is spliced from 19 exons. Gene Ontology annotation, cellular component: axonemal microtubule; intraciliary transport particle B. Gene Ontology annotation, molecular function: protein binding; intraciliary transport particle B binding. Lineage: Eukaryota; Metazoa; Chordata; Actinopteri; Cypriniformes; Nemacheilidae.
GGUUGCUAAGCGACCCGAGCCUUGUCUCUGUAUAGCGCGACGCAUCUUUAACUUUUUACCUUUGAUCAUUUGUUACAUGGAUUAAAAUUAUACUUGUCGUUUGGGUACGAUCAUGCCAGUGACAAUGAUUAAAGAUGGCGAGUAUACGGCCACCGUGUACAAAAUGAUCAAAGAGGGGCGAUAUGGAGACGCGAUUCAUAUUUUGAGCAAAGAACAUCAGAAACAUACCAAAUCCAGGGCUGCCCUGUCACUCCUCGGCUAUUGUUAUUAUCACAUGCAAGACUUUACUAAUGCAGCAGAGUGCUAUGAACAGCUGACACAGCUUCAUCCAGAGGCGGAGGACUAUAAACUCUAUUAUGCCCAGUCUCUCUAUGGAGCAUGUGCCUUCCCAGAGGCCAUGAAGGCCACAUUCCUAUUGGACAGCUCAACUAAUCAUACUAAGAUGAUCAAAUUGCAAGCUGCUAUCAAAUAUGGCGAGGAGGACUUUGCAGGUGCAAAGACAUUGGUGGAGCAGUUGCCACAGGAGGACCCCGACUAUGAUGUGGAUCUUGGGUGUUUGCUCUAUAAAGAGGGAGAGUAUGAAGAAGCUUGCAAGAAGUUUAUGUCGUCGAUGAAUGUACUAGGCUACCAGCCAGAUUUGGCGUACAAUAUAGCGCUGUGUUACUACAGUUUGAAGCAGUAUGCUGCAGCACUCAAGUAUAUUGCAGAAAUUAUUGAGCGUGGAAUCCGAGAGCAUCCAGAACUUAGUAUCGGCAUGACAACGGAAGGCAUUGAUGUAAGGAGUGUUGGCAACACUCUUGUCCUGCACGAAACUGCUUUGAUUGAAGCCUUUAAUCUGAAAUCGGCUAUUGAAUAUCAGCUGAAAAACUAUGCUGCAGCACAAGAGGCUCUGACUGACAUGCCCCCUCGAUCGGAAGAGGAACUGGAUCCAGUCACUCUUCACAACCAGGCACUAAUGAACAUGGACACCAAGCCCACAGAGGGUUUCGAGAAACUUGCUUUCCUACUUCAGCAGAACCCCUUCCCUCCUGUCACAUUUGGCAAUUUACUAUUGCUGUACUGCAAAUAUGAGUACUUUGACCUCGCUGCUGAUGUUCUGGCUGAAAAUGCCCAUCUCACUUACAAAUUUCUCACACCGUACCUGUUUGAGUUCCUGGAUGCCAUGAUCACAUGCCAGACGGCACCUGAGGAGGCUUUUCGAAAAUUUGACGAAAUUGCAGGAAAAUUGACUGAGCAACUACGCAAGGUUACGAAGCAGGUGCAGGAAGCGAGACACAACCGAGAUGAUGACUCCUUAAAAAAAUAUGUUCAAGACUAUGAUGAAGUUCUUGAGAGAUACAUUCCUGUAUUAAUGGCUCAGGCCAAAAUCUACUGGAAUCGUGAGAACUACAGCACGGUGGAGAAGAUCUUCCACAAAUCCCUGGAGUUCUGCAAUGAGCAUGAUACUUGGAAACUCAAUGUUGCUCAUGUGCUCUUCAUGCAAGAUAACAAAUAUAAAGAAGCCAUUGGGUUCUAUGAGCCUAUCGUUAAAAAGCAUUAUGAGAAUAUCCUUAACGUCAGUGCAAUUGUUCUUGCAAACCUGUGCGUGUCAUACAUCAUGACCAGUCAAAACGAAGAGGCUGAAGAACUGAUGAGGAAGAUCGAGAAAGAAGAGGAGCAAAUCUCUUAUGAUGACCCAGACAAAAAAAUAUUUCAUUUGUGUAUUGUUAAUCUUGUAAUAGGGACUUUAUAUUGUGCUAAAGGAAACUAUGACUUUGGCAUUUCACGUGUCAUAAAGAGUUUGGAGCCAUACAACAAAAAGCUCGGAACAGACACUUGGUUCUACGCUAAAAGAUGUUUCCUCUCACUGCUGGAAAACAUGGCCAAACACAUGAUCAUGUUGCGGGAUUCAGUGGUGCAGGAGUGCAUUCAGUUUCUGGAGCACUGUGAAUUGUACGGGAAGGAUGUGCCUGCCAUUAUAGAGCAGCCACUGGAGGAAGAUCGCAUGCACAUCGGCAAGAACACUGUCACGUAUGAAUCACGCCUGAUCAAAGCUCUCUUCUAUGAAGUCACGGGGUGGAAUGAGUGAUCCUUGCAGAUAUGUUUGUAUCUGUGUUAGAACUGAAUAUUGGCCUUAUAUUCAGCACAGACCACAGCCACGGUUUUAUCACUGGAAUUUUAUUUGAUGUGUCAUUAAAAUACAGCUCUUGAAAAUGUAGUAACACAAGCCAAAUUGAUUUAAUUGGGGUUUGAUGUACAGUAAAAGGGUUUCUGUACUUUCUAAACCGCUUUUUAAAGAUACUGCUGUUUCUGGACUGUGGUCAAACAUGUAUUUUUAAGCAUGUUUAUGUAAUAAUACACCACCAGGGGUUCAUACCCUCCAAACCUGAACGUUUAGUUAAAGCAGAGAGAUUAUAUUCACUGAAGAUGG